Molecule: messenger RNA, 3758 nt
Organism: Notolabrus celidotus (New Zealand spotty)
Lineage: Eukaryota; Metazoa; Chordata; Actinopteri; Labriformes; Labridae
Gene: tbx2b
Product: T-box transcription factor 2b
Exons: 8
Coding region: 890-2947 (685 amino acids)
Biological process (GO): regulation of transcription by RNA polymerase II; positive regulation of DNA-templated transcription; cell fate specification
Cellular component (GO): nucleus
Molecular function (GO): DNA-binding transcription factor activity, RNA polymerase II-specific; RNA polymerase II cis-regulatory region sequence-specific DNA binding
Source: RefSeq, a predicted model, not a curated record
CUGAUUUUCUCUCAAAAUUCACUCAUCAUCAUUCAUCUGGUUUCCUCUUUUUGUCUCCACGCAGCAGCAGCAGCAGCAUCUGGGUUUGUCUUUUCCAGCCUUGUCUCUUUAUGACGCUGCGGCUGCUGCCCUCCCGUCAGCUCGAUCAGGGGAGCGCGCAGAGAAAUGUCUCUCUCUCUGGGCUGCUGAGUGAGGCUGGAGUGCAGCUAACACAGCCGGGGCUAGUGUGAGGCAAAUCCAGUCUACGCGUCAGAACAGCCGAAACAAGGAAUAAUUAGGAGUCUGUUAUUAAAGAGAGCGACGCGCUGAGCAGCAGCUCUUUGACAUAAAUCUCUCCGGAAUGCAGAGCCGGGGCUACGAGCCGCGGAUUCACUGGACUGAGUUGUUCUGAGAGACAGUGCUAAACGUGCAGAAGUGGAGCUGCUCCUCUGUAUUAAGAGUCUGGCCCGAGCUGUCAGAACCACGCCUAUAGGGGCCCACAAUUGGUCCAGAAAGCGUAAAAUCAGCAAUCAAAGGGGCUUGGUUCAUUAGUGUUGGGGAUGGAGGCAGGAAGGACAUGUGAGAUAGUCACAGAUCUGCAGUGAGCGGGGCCACAUCUCUCCAGUCAGUGUGGGAUGACUGAAGCAGAGAAACUGUGAGGCACAAAGCGCAGCCGGGCUCUGCCUUCACCGCGCCGCUCUAGCGACAGGAUCGGCCGAGGAAGCAAAGGAAACGCACAUCAGCAGAACUCUACAACUCUGGGCUCUUUUCUUCACCCUGAUAAUAACGCGCAGUGUGUUGGACACGGCGCCGGACUCCUCUGAAGCGCGGACCUACACCGGCUCCGGGUUUGGGGGGAAAUACCACUAAAAAUCUCCAUUUUUUCACUUCGCUUUUUGUGGAUGCACCGAUGAGAGAUCCAGUUUUCACAGGGACUGCAAUGGCUUAUCACCCUUUCCACGCUCACCGGCCGACAGACUUCCCCAUGUCCGCGUUUCUAGCGGCCGCGCAGCCUUCCUUCUUCCCGGCGCUCAGCCUUCCUCCCGGCGCGCUCUCCAAGCCCGACCACGGCCUGGCCGGGGCGGCGGAGGGGCUCCACCCGGCCCUCAGCCACCAUCAGGCGGCUCAUCUCCGCAGCAUGAAGAGCCUGGAGCCCGAGGAGGAAGUGGACGACGACCCCAAAGUUACACUGGAAGCCAAGGAUCUGUGGGACCAGUUUCAUAAACUCGGGACGGAGAUGGUUAUUACAAAGUCCGGACGGAGGAUGUUCCCUCCGUUCAAAGUGCGGAUAAACGGGCUCGAUAAGAAAGCCAAAUACAUUCUGCUGAUGGACAUCGUGGCGGCGGACGACUGCCGAUACAAGUUCCACAACUCCCGCUGGAUGGUCGCGGGCAAGGCCGACCCCGAGAUGCCCAAGAGGAUGUAUAUCCACCCAGACAGCCCGGCCACCGGCGAGCAGUGGAUGGCCAAGCCUGUUGCUUUCCAUAAACUCAAACUGACCAACAACAUCUCAGACAAGCACGGAUUUACAAUCCUCAACUCCAUGCACAAGUACCAGCCCAGGUUCCACAUAGUCCGGGCCAACGACAUCCUCAAGCUCCCCUACAGCACCUUCAGGACCUACGUGUUCCCGGAGACCGAGUUCGUGGCUGUGACAGCGUAUCAGAACGACAAGAUCACACAGCUUAAGAUCGACAACAACCCUUUCGCCAAAGGAUUCAGAGACACGGGGAAUGGACGGAGAGAGAAAAGCGGUGUUGCUGACAGGAAACAGCUGACCAUGCCGUCCCUCAGGAUGUAUGAGGACCAGUGUAAGGGGGACCGGGAGGGCGCAGACUCGGACGCCUCCUCCAGUGAGCCUCCUGCCGGCAGAGACACCGUCCACUCCCCGCUGGGAGCCGGUUCCAGCCCGCUGAGGUUCAGCAGGCCCAGUCGAGAUGACAAAACGUGCACUGACAGCGAGCAGGAGCUGGAGCAUCAAGACGAGCUCUGCACCGCCUCCAACAGCCCGGGACCUGAACCCGUGUCCCCCUACAGCUCCAGGUGUGAGGAGCGCGUGAGGGAGCGCCCCAGCACGGAAAAGAAGGACGACUCCGUUUUCAGUAUAAGGAACCUGGAGAAGGACAAAGCGGAGAGCAGGAGCAGGAAGGACACCUCAGACGUGUUGACAAAGGACUCAGAGUCCGGGGGAAUCAGUGCCACUAAGGAGGCCUACUCCCCUCUCAUGGUCCAGACCGAGAGCCCCUCGCACUUCAGCCCGGGCCACUUACAAAGCCUGGCUCUGUCUGGUCUCCACAGCCAGCAGUUCUUUAACCCUCUGAACGCCGGAUCGCCCCUGUUGUUUCACCCGGGCCAGUUCGCCAUGGCCCCUGGAGCCUUUUCCGCCAUGGGCAUGGGGCACCUUUUGGCCUCUGUAUCUGGAGCAAGUGGUCUGGAAAAUGGCGGCCUCUCCACCCAGGGCGCAGGAAGCCCCAGCCCCUUCCCCUUCCAUCUGUCCCAGCACAUGCUCGCCUCUCAGGGCAUCCCCAUGCCUCCCUUCGGUGGUCUCUUCCCGUACCCUUACACCUACAUGGCGGCGGCUGCAGCGGCGGCCUCGGCGGCCUCCCUUCCGGCCACCAGCACCGCCAGCCAGCUCUCCAGGAACCCGUUCCUGACCUCGUCCCGGCCUCGGCUCCGCUUCAACCCGUACCAGCUCCCGGUGUCACUGCAGACCUCCAGCCUGCUCACCGCCGGCCUGCAGGGCAGCCACAACCCAAGCUCUGAAUCCUCCAAACCGGGCAGCAGGGAGACCAGCCCGGCCCCAGAGCACCACAGCAGUAACCAUAAGAACGGAGGGUCAUCCGGGAGGACCUCGUCCCCCAAAACCUCCAUGAAGGACUCGGUGAAUGAGCUGCAGAGCAUCCAGAGACUGGUGAGCGGUCUGGAGGGCCAGAGGGAGCCGUCUCCGAGCGCAGACUCUCCCAAGUGAUGAACACUGAGUUUGGGAUGAAGACAAACCAGAGGACUAUAAGUGCAAACGUCCUGUACAGCAUAUGAUGGAGACUGGGAUGAGAGCGAGGCCGAUGUGGGUCGCUGAAGGCCGAUAACUGGUUAUCUUUUGGAACAAAGCUGCAGAAAAACUUUAGUCCCUGUUAUUAAAUCCAACCUUUGAAUGAUCGAGGAUGGAGGACGGAGAUCCUCGCAGACAUCUUUUUGACCUUCAUCAGACACAUAAACUUGUCCUUGGGUCCCUUUUUUUUUUAGGGUUAGCAGUUCUUAAAGUCAGGCGUUCCUUGGUCUAGACUCUGGGACACAUUUCUACAUUGAUAAAUAAAAAAACACUCAAACAAACAUUUAAUGAACUAUAUUUAAAGAUAAUCAUGAACACAUUUUAGAAAACCUAAAAAGAGAAAAAUGGCCACUUCAUUUCAUGGACUUGAUGUAGAGGGAUCCACGUGAUCUUAUAUCAGAGGAAUAUGAUCAUAUCACAGGUGGACCACACAGGCCAGUAUCAGCCCCAGAUAUCGGUCUGACCUGCCUGCAGCUGCACGGACUGAGUGUAACGCAGCAGAGAGUGUGUGUAGAGUGUGUGUGACUUGAAGCAGCCUGCUUACGACCUGAACAGGAGCCUCAUUGCGUCUCUAUGAGCUGCAUCCAAAAACUUUUCUGUUUGUUUUCAGGCCUGGAGGUUUCAACAAGAGCCAGACGGAAGAUCAUUUCAUGCCAGAAAAAUGUUUCUGAACUAUUUAUGUAAUUAAAGAUAAAAACAAUUCUGUAAAUAAAGCUAAGAUCCAAGAAUA